CUUCUCUCUCAUAUCAGCUCCAUGCUGAGAAAGUCUUUCUUCUUCUGUGGCAAGAACACAUAUUUGGUGUGAACCAGCUAAUCUUCAAUAAUGGCCGAUUCCUCUAUCAACCUCCUGGGUUUAAGAAUCUGCAUUUCCGGCAUUGGGCUUGUGGGUAACGUAUUUCUCAUCCUCUCCAUCAUUCAGACGAAGCUCUCCAGAGUGAAAUCGUUUGAGUUGUUCCUCCUUGGAUUGGCUGCAGCCAACUUGGAGGAGAUUGUCAUUCUGAACAUCUAUGACGCUAUCAUCCACUGGCCUUCCGCUGCCACUGCCAGCACUUGGUCGUGUCGCUUGCUCAAGUUCCUUACUGUCUUUGGUGAAGCUAGCAGCAUCCUCUUCACCGUCCUCAUCUGCAUCUUCCGUUACCAUAAGUUGAGAGACGCCAACAGGAGGGUCAACCUACCGAUCUACCUGGACAGCAUCAGGUCAGCCUGGCUGGUGAGCGGAGUUUGUGUAAUGCUCUCCAUGCUUCUGAGUGUUCCCAUUUUUGUCAUAAGCCUGCAAGGCCCUGCGGAAAACAUCACAGUGAACAUAAGCGGCUGCCCCCCGGACUUCUUUCGGUGUAGUGAAGAUCAUUGUCCCAUAUUCAACCGCAUUUACAAAUACCUGUUCAUCCUGGCCUGCAACCUGCUGCCCCUGAUCAUCAUCACAGUCAGCAGCUGCCUCAUCAUCGCUGUGCUGCUGAGCCAGAGGAAGACGGUGAAACCGGUCGCGUGCGUGAGUGGGUCAGAACAGUUUGGCAAAAAGAGUAAAGGUCUGAGGAUUCAGCGAAGCACCAUAGCUGUGCUGGCAGCCAUGGCAUUGUUCCAGGUAGACUGGACUCUCUUUGUGGUCCUCCAGCUGACCGUCAACCCCACUGAUUUCCCUUUUUGGGCUGAAAUGGAGUUCUUUAUCUCAACUUCCUAUACAUCCACCAGUCCAUAUGUGUACGGGAUCGGGAAUAACCUGUUCUCUCUCAAGAACUUUAUAAAGAAGUGAUUUAAAGCUUUUCUUAAGGAGAAAACAUCAAACAGGUUUUUGAAGAUGUGGUGAGCCCUUGUUUUUAGUGUUGUAAUAUGAUCCUGAAGAACCAAAUUAUGAUAUUUGUUGUGCUUGCUAAACUUAAAUUAUUUUUUUUAAGUUACAUGUUUUAAACAGGAAACUUAUUAUGUUACUAAACUCACUCUGUUAGUUCAGGGGAGCAGCUGUUAUUUUAAGCUACAGCACUUUUCUCUGAGCUUUUUUUGCAUGAGUAAUCUUCCUUUCCUCGCUAAACAGAUUGCAGCUUUGUGUUGCAAUUUUAGACCUUCAGUUAAAUCUAAUAUGAAAAUGAAAAAGUUCCCUCGGUGCCGAUUUUGCCUUUACGAUUUGUUUUUAAUUAAGAAUGGUUUUCAAGAACCAAAAUGUUAUAUUUUCAGAGAGGAAAAGGUUUUUGCAAAUGUAUUUUUCGCAUAACAAAAGCAUUGAGGGACUGUCACUCUUUGGAUGGAAAAACAAGAUGCUCUCUCACAGCCCUGCGGUAGGAGGAGGGCAAGCAAAUCUCAAAGCUGGUGCAGUGUAACCCAAAAUAAACACUAAAGACAUAAGAAGUCUCUGACUCGCUCUGAUUAACGCUACCUCACACAUUGGCCCGUGUUUUUAAUGCUUUUCUAUACAUAACAGCUGUAUUUGUAUGAGCAUUAACAUCUUUGUUCAGAGACACCUUUAACACCGACCUGUAUUUCCGGUACAAUAAGUCGAGUUCAGA
Molecule: messenger RNA, 1765 nt
Organism: Thunnus maccoyii (southern bluefin tuna)
Lineage: Eukaryota; Metazoa; Chordata; Actinopteri; Scombriformes; Scombridae
Exons: 1
Coding region: 91-1017 (308 amino acids)
Biological process (GO): neuropeptide signaling pathway
Cellular component (GO): membrane; neuron projection
Molecular function (GO): G protein-coupled receptor activity; neuropeptide binding
Source: RefSeq, a predicted model, not a curated record